This is a messenger RNA of Hansenula ciferrii, 249 nucleotides long. RefSeq names its product Kti11p (gene KTI11). The record is from RefSeq and is a predicted model, not a curated record. Gene Ontology annotation, biological process: protein histidyl modification to diphthamide. The transcript has a single exon. Gene Ontology annotation, molecular function: metal ion binding. The coding region runs from base 1 to 249 and encodes 82 amino acids. NCBI's taxonomy places the organism in Eukaryota, Fungi, Ascomycota, Saccharomycetes, Phaffomycetales, Wickerhamomycetaceae.
AUGUCAUACUAUGAUCAGAUAGAAAUUGAGGAUAUGACUUUUGAUCCUACAACACAAUUAUUCACAUAUCCAUGUCCUUGUGGUGAUAAAUUCCAAGUAUUUAUUGAUGAUUUACAAGAUGGUGAAGAUGUUGCAGUUUGUCCAAGUUGUUCUUUAAUGAUUCAAGUUAUUUUUGAACCUGAAGAUCUUGAAGAGUUCUAUGAAGAAAUGAAUACUGAUGAUUUAGUUGCACAACCUAUUGCUGCUUAG